This is a messenger RNA of Pangasianodon hypophthalmus (striped catfish), 3134 nucleotides long. RefSeq names its product growth hormone receptor b (gene ghrb). The coding region runs from base 430 to 2139 and encodes 569 amino acids. Gene Ontology annotation, biological process: cytokine-mediated signaling pathway. Gene Ontology annotation, cellular component: external side of plasma membrane. The record is from RefSeq and is a predicted model, not a curated record. Gene Ontology annotation, molecular function: cytokine receptor activity; protein binding. The transcript is spliced from 9 exons. NCBI's taxonomy places the organism in Eukaryota, Metazoa, Chordata, Actinopteri, Siluriformes, Pangasiidae.
GCACGAAUUUAUAAGUGCAUUACUAGAAAGCAGGCGCGGACGGCAGCGCGCGCGCUGAGGGCGGAGUCCCCGCCUCAUUUAGCACACGAACGCGAAAACACGUCUCAGCUGUAGCUCGUGGUAGAAGGUCGGAACAACUUUACACGUCGUCUGAUCGACUUUUACACUGUGCAUUUAUUCACUGAGUCUCACCCUACAGGCCAUCGCCAGGAAAGCCAAACUGAUAGGGGAUAAAUGAGAGCAAAACGCGGAAUCUAAUCUAGAUUUAUAGGCGCACGCGGGAAUCUGUCGAGGAAUCCGAUACGCACUCUGCUAAAGCGCUUUACAUGCAGCUCCUGGCCAUUGGAUCUCCCACAAUUCCCUGGGAAUUGCAAACCUGCUCCUGUGGGAUUUGAAGGCUUACUUACUCUCCGUAGCGGGGGCUGUGCCAUGGGGAUUCAUUGCUCCUUCUUCAUCUGCCUCUUCCUCGUUGCUGCUGUUGCAACAGAAGACGUACAAGCCUCAAUGCAAGCACAGAACAAAUCUCUGCCUCGUCUGAUUGGCUGCUAUUCCCGGGAACUCAUGACGUUCCGCUGUCACUGGGGUGUCGGAUCUUUCUGGAACCUGACGGGGCCGGGCGACCUAAGACUGUUCUACAUGCUGAAAGAAUCGAAGAGUGAUGGCAAAUGGCAUGAGUGCCCAAGUUACAGCACCGCAGUGGAAAAUGAGUGCUACUUUGAUGCCAACCAUACAAUUAUCUGGUUACAUUAUGCCAUCCAACUGCGCUCACGGACCAAUGAUGUUUAUGACGAAAUGUUCUUUUCAGUGGAAGAAAUUGUAUUUCCUGACCCACCUGAAGUGCUGAACUGGACUUUGUUGAGUUUGGGCUCAACUGGAUUAUUUUGUGACGUGAUGGUGAGCUGGGACAUGCCCCCCUCGGCGGCAGACAAUGUAAAGACGGGAUGGAUGACGCUUUGGUAUGAGACCCAGUACAGAGAGACGGGCUCAGAGCAGUGGAAAUCUCUCGACAGUGGUAAGGACACCCAGGUGAACAUCUAUGGCCUUCACAGCAACACAGAGUAUGAAGUCAGGGUGAGGUCCAAAAUGAGGGGCUACAACUUUGGGGAUUUUGGUGACUCCAUCUUCAUACUUGUUCCCAGCAAAGGCUCAAGAAUCCCCAUAACUACAGUGUUUAUCCUCAUGGCUGCUGCUAUUGGAAUCAUGCUGAUCCUGAUUGUGAUGUCACGUAAACAGAAGUUUAUGGUGAUUCUUCUGCCACCUGUUCCUGGACCGAAAAUCAAAGGAAUUGAUCCAGUCCUCCUACAGAAGGGCCAGCUAACUGAGUUCACCUCGGUCCUGGGUGCUCACCCAGAUCUGCGUCCAGAGCUCUAUAGUAAUGACCCAUGGGUGGAGUUCAUACAGGUGGACAUCGACGAACCGAUGGAGAUGAUGGACGGCUUGGACACACCACUCCUGUUCGGCGAAUCUCGUGUCUCUGACUCCCCUCCGACAUCCAGCGGGUUCCAGGAUGACGACUCAGGUCGGGCGAGCUGCUGUGACCCUGAUCUGUCUGAUCAUGAUCACCAAGAUGCUCAUCAUCCUUCAACUAGCGCCCAAGAUAGUUUUCACACUUUGAUACCUCCUGCUAAUUUGGGAGCUUUGCAACGUGUGGUUCCUCCUGCUCAGGAACCUGCAUGGCAGAAUUCCAUUUACUCUCAAGUGGCUGAAGUCAUGCCGUGUGGUGAGACACUGCUGUGCCCAGAGCAGGACGUGACUGAUGACUGCAGUAUUCAAGAUAAAGCUACUGAGUAUAAAGAGAAAAGGCCCUGGUUGAUGGUGACCCUCAAUGAAAGAGGUUACAGUGUUAACGAGCCAAGCUCAUCCACAGCAAACUCUGGGUCAGAAAGUAACAAUACUCCACAACAGAGUCAGAACGCCAUUGCAAAACCAGAGAUGACACCCAUUGCCUCGGCCUUUCCUAUCCUCACGAUGCCGACUCCUCCAGAAUACACUAUGGUGGAUGGAGUGGGCUGGAAAGAUAGCCUUCUUUUGAAGACAAACAGUGCAGCAGCUUCUACUCUUGCUGUGCCAAAAUCUGGACCCACUCCUGAGGGAUAUUGGACUCCCGACCUACUACACAGCAUUACUCCAAAUAAGUAGUGCCAGAAAUGUACUGAGGUGGGAUUUGGAGAAAGAAUGGAUGAGCACAUUGGACAUUGUUAGCCAACGCCAAACAAGACUGGGCUAAAAAGUUGGAAGCCAAGCAGAUUUCUCAUGGACUGGUCCUUACUAUAUUACAGAAACAUUUUAGCAAGACGGACUUGAACUGGAAUAAAUUUAUUAGAUGAAAUUACAAUGACCUAUUUUCUGAGCUGUAUAAAUAUUGCAAAUCAUAGUUGAUUACCGUGUACCAUUUUAAGGGCUGAUGCCUUACUCUAAUGGAAUUCUCUAACUAGGUGGAUUUGUAUAUCUUUUGUAUAAAAUCUUGUCAGUGGAUUAAUGAACUUUUACAUGAAGAACCUGCUAAUUUGUUUACAUACAGUGAGUCUGCUAUCUAACAGCAGUUUUAAAUAGCAAGCAUAAGCUAAUUUCUGCUGAAGUGCACUUGUAGAUUCAGAGCGUUGUCUCUAAACCUCAGCACACCAUGUAUCUGGGUUACAACUCAAAUGUCUCAUCUUUUUUGUGUUACUUUACCUGUUUGUGUUUCUUUUCUUUUCUGUUCUGUUCUGUUCUGUGCUGCUGUGCCUAAGCCAAACUGUAGCUAGCCAAGUUUAUAAAGGAAGUGUCAUAUUGAUAUAACUCUCUGCCUGGCUUGUUAAAAUGUACAUAAUAAAUGUAUAUAUUUUAAAUAAAAAAAAUGUAAGCAAUUAAAAUGAACAUUUAUACAUUUGUAUUGUAAUUUGCUAUCUGAGGUAAGCUCCUUUUGUCAUUCGAAUCGAUUCGAGAAUUUGGGAAUUGAUUCAAAGAGUCAAAACUUUGGAUUCGACUCUCAAUUCUUCAAUUAUAAAUGCAUGGGAAUCGAAGAGCCGACUCUUUUAUGAUUCAUCUGCCAGCUGCAAUUCAACCGUGAAUUUGCAAGUUAAACAAAAAAAAAAAUGAAGAAAACGGUUGUCGACCUCGAUAAACUACUUCAAGAUUUCAGUCUACUGGAGCAA